ACAGCAACAGCUAGUGACAAGCAGAGCAAAAGUAGGGACGUGGAGCCUCACCAGAGAGCCAGGACAGGAAGGUACAGAGGGAGAGAACGAGACAGAGACAGGGAGGGAGUGAAAGAAAGAGAAAAAAGGAGAAACAGAACAAGGUCUGCCUGCCUGAAAGUGAGUCAUGGAAAUGAGCAAAGGAACAAGGACUACGGUACACAUGAAAGUAAGAAAGCGUGAGAAAUAGAUCGGGUGGACCCCCCAACCACACCCCCACCCUCUCACCCCCACCUCUCCAACCCCCACCCCUUUCCUAGCAAAGGGGCAGAGCAGAGCUGGUGAGAGAAACCAAAGUGAGAGAGAGAGAGAGAGAGAGAAAGAGGCAGAGAGGCAGUAAAGAGGAACAUCGGAAGAGGUUGAAAUGUCAUAGACUGACAACAGGGCGGUCAUAGAGGUGUGUCUGCCUGGUGAAACCUGUGUGCAUGAUAGAGAGAGAGAGAGAGAGAGAGAGAGAGAGUUAGAGUGGAGGAAUAAGGGUAGCGGGAGAGAGACAAGGAGAUUAACUACUUGGCUUGAGCAAGAGAAAAGCUGAAAGAAAAAAGGGAACACAAAAGAAAUACAGCGGGAGAGAGAGAGAGAGUGAGUGAGAGAGAGAGAGAGAGAGGAACGGAGGGAGGGAGAGAGAGAGACAGGCAGAGACGGAGUGGGUCCAGAGAAAUGCCUCCACAGGAUUAAGCACUUGAACAAGGAGCCAGGAGGACAGCGAGAGGAGGAAAGCUGAGGUGGACGCGAGCAACUGGGCUGGAAAGUCCGCGCAAGGGACGGGGCCGCACGGAGGAGAACGAGCGAGGCUAUAGGAGACAGAGAGAGAGACCGGUUAUGUCCAUGAAGAAGCAGCAGGUGUGUGUGAGUGUGAGUGAGUAGGUGUGUGUGUGUGUGUGUGUGUGUGUGUGUGUGUGUGUGUGGGAGGAAUGAAGCUUGUUCUUCUCAGGCUGCUCCUCAUUCUGUUCGCCCUCGGAUCCUUCUUCACCCUACUCAUGUGGAUUGUUCACUCAGACAGUGACACCACUCCUCGUAGCGCUUCCCAAAGCCAGAACAGUGCGGACUCAACAGAUUGCCGAGGCUGCAGGGACAGCAUUAUUGACAAGGUGGUGGAACGUUAUUCAAAAAAAUGGAAGAAACAAGAGAACAAUUAUAAAAAGUUCAGGUCGUUGCUGAGCAGCAAGUGUCAUGGUGUCACUAAGGCAGUUGUCACGCAAGCCAAUACCCCUGUGGGGACAAAGGUCGUGUAUGAUGGCGAGAAGAGGAAGCCAUUGCAAGUGACCCCUGCACUGUUCAAUGUCUUUCCAAAGGAGGCACCCUUUGGAAACACAACAUGGGAUUCAUGUUCUGUUGUUGGAAAUGGGGGGAUUCUUGCCAACAGUAGUUGCGGACAGAGAAUCGACUCUGCCCAGUUUGUUAUCAGAUGUAACCUUCCUCCGUUGGACCACGGCUAUGAAAAGGAUGUGGGGAAUAAAACCGACUUGGUAACAGCCAAUCCCAGCAUUCUCCAUGAAAAGUUCAACGGGCUCAUGGAGCGCCGGCGGCCCUUCGUGGAGGGCCUCCGUCCCUACGGCGACGCCCUGGUCCUCCUCCCGGCCUUCUCCUACGGCCACAACACGCCGGUGUCCCUGCGCGCCGUCUACACCCUGGAGGACUUCCACAGCCCCGCGCGGCCCGUCUUCUUCAGCCCGGACUACCUGACGGGCCUGGCCCGCUUCUGGCGCUCGCAGGGCCUGCGCACGGUCCGCCUGAGCACGGGCCUCAUCGUGGCCAGCCUGGCGCUGGAGCUGUGCACCAACGUGCACCUGUACGGCUUCUGGCCGUUCGGCCAGCACCCGCAUAGCCACGGCCGGCACCUCACCAACCACUACUACGACGACCGGGAGACCAAGAAGAAGAUUCACGCCAUGCCCGCCGAGUUCGAGCACCUGCUGAGGCUCCACGAGCAGGGCGUUCUCAGGGUGCAUCUGGGACAGUGCCCGCCCAGCGAUGGUUCCUUCAAGACGCGGGGCAACGGUACCUCAGAGACUGCCACCUGGAGUCUCAGGGAUGUGCCCAGAUGAAGGCCACUGGUGGGCUAUAAGGCACACCAACCGAGGGGUCGAGAGAGCAGGUGUAUGUUGGUAUGCACUGCUGGAAUGUGAUCUGUCAGUCCCCCUGCUGGAGGUCCAUGGCCUGCUGUUGGGCCAUGUCAGCUGUAAAGGCUGAUCACUGAGGCUGAGCAGGAAGAUUAUCAUGGUUCUACAAGGUUAUGAAGGUGAAAAAGUAUUUUCUGAGAAAUUAUUAUUAUUAUUUCUAGAAUAUUCUGACUUUCGUGUCAUGAUAACAUUUAUUUAAAUUGUUGAGCAUUAGUGUAAAUGAACAAACACAUGUAAAGACAAAAAAAUAUUUGUAAAUGAGUUACCCUUUUGCCUGGAACUCUUAACCACCUCCAAACAGUCCCGAACAUCUAUGAACAAAAAGCCAGUUGACAGCUACUGCUACCACCAGUGGGCCGCCAAUGAGAAUAUAGAAAGAAAAACGAAACAGUGCUCUUGAAAUGGGAAGGGACCGUAUGUCGAGUCUUAUGUUAAGCAUACUGCCAAUAAACCACAGAGAAUGCAAGAGCUUUAGCAGAUCAACGACUUCAUGGGUUUCCAUGGUGAAUCUACAUCCCAACUCAUAUCCUGUUCGUCUUCCGGCCGGCAUGGGGUGUUUUUGCAAGAUGAGUGUCUAGGGAAAGGGUGGAUAUAACCCCAGUAGCCUAUAAACCAUUAUUCACUGAUGUCACGGUGAUCCAUAUUCACCACUACUCUGUUUUUUGGCACGACAGAAACCACUCCGGCCCAAAGUGCUUCCUGUAAUGUCAAAGGUCAUAGGCUGGAAAUGUUGUCACAGAUGAGUGUGUAACACAGCUGCAGCUAUUUAUAUCCCCCUGCAGUAUUCACGGCAAUGUGUUAUUUAAGUGCUUCUUGUUGACUGAGAAAAAGACAAAUAAAAGAAAGACAGGGAGAAUGUCAUAUGGCGACUGCAUGUGAGCCUUUCUGAGCCACCAUUCUGAAAAUGUCCUGUUAUUUUAUAUGGUCAGCCUCAGACAUGUUUGACCGCCUUGCUUUGAACAGUGGAUGUCUACUAAGCUGUAAAUAAACUGACAU
Sardina pilchardus (European sardine) is the source of this 3158-nucleotide messenger RNA. RefSeq names its product ST8 alpha-N-acetyl-neuraminide alpha-2,8-sialyltransferase 6 (gene st8sia6). Bases 954 to 2087 code for a protein of 377 amino acids. Gene Ontology annotation, biological process: N-glycan processing; oligosaccharide metabolic process. The transcript has 8 exons. Gene Ontology annotation, molecular function: alpha-N-acetylneuraminate alpha-2,8-sialyltransferase activity. The record is from RefSeq and is a predicted model, not a curated record. Lineage: Eukaryota; Metazoa; Chordata; Actinopteri; Clupeiformes; Clupeidae.